GAACAUCACUGAACCAAAGUCCAUUGCCAAAGCUCAUUGACAACAUACUAAACCACUUCGACAAAUCUUAGAAACACUCUCAAGCCUAACUACCCUUUGUCACUCAUCGUUCAACCUCCACCAAAAAAAAAACUCCAAGAACCACUCGUUCAACACCUUAGCCAUGCGUCUAAACUACAGCGCCAAAUACGAAAACGGCAAAGUUACAACCUACACAUCCAAGAACGCUGGAGCCAUCAGCAAUGCAGUCGGAGAUAAACUCAUUGCCAAUAUGAACAUAUGGUCUGGCGGUAAAUACACCGCUGCUAGGAGUAUAGUAAAAAAUCUGAUCACGGUCAAAAACGUAGUUCCGGCGGCGACCAAGGGGAUAGGAAGUGAUGAAGUUAACGAAAUGCAGAGAAUUGUCAAUAAUAAUAUCAACUAGAGGGACUGAGUGGUGACUUCCUAAAAUUAUAGGUAGUCAUUUGAUGGAAUUUACUAAUGAAUCCAUUUGAGAUCUCGCCUGCACAGCAAUAUUCUCACGGGUAUUUUGAGCGCA
Botrytis cinerea B05.10 is the source of this 538-nucleotide messenger RNA. RefSeq lists its product as hypothetical. The record is from RefSeq and is a predicted model, not a curated record. NCBI's taxonomy places the organism in Eukaryota, Fungi, Ascomycota, Leotiomycetes, Helotiales, Sclerotiniaceae. The transcript has a single exon. The coding region runs from base 164 to 424 and encodes 86 amino acids.